Messenger RNA from Rhizopus microsporus ATCC 52813, 1707 nucleotides. Its product is annotated as zf-UBR-domain-containing protein. The transcript is spliced from 7 exons. Gene Ontology annotation, cellular component: cytoplasm. The record is from RefSeq and is a predicted model, not a curated record. Gene Ontology annotation, molecular function: zinc ion binding; ubiquitin protein ligase activity. The coding region runs from base 42 to 1298 and encodes 418 amino acids. NCBI's taxonomy places the organism in Eukaryota, Fungi, Mucoromycota, Mucoromycetes, Mucorales, Rhizopodaceae.
AAAUCGUAUUUUUUUUUUUCCUUUCUGCAUUUAUUCACACCAUGACUGAUUCAACUGUUACUGCUCUUGAUUACAUUCAAAGGCAGGAAGAGCUUGAAAAGGAAGCAAAGGAAGUGUUACCAGGAAAAUUCGAAAAAUGCACUUUUCCUUUAGGUUACAUUCGACAACCACUCUAUGCCUGCAAGACAUGUCAAACUGACGAUAGCACACCAGCUGCUAUGUGCUAUAGUUGCUCUAUGGCCUGCCACCCAGAUCAUGAACUAUAUGAACUAUUUCCUAAACGGCAUUUUCGAUGUGAUUGUGGACUCGUCGACAAGUUCAACAAUCACCCUUGUGCAUUAAUGAUUCCUGCAAAAAAGAUAAUUAAGACAAACACUGAAAAUAAAUACAAUCACAACUUUCAUGGAAGAUAUUGCAGAUGUGAUGAGAUGUAUAAUCCAGAAAAUGAAGACGGAACCAUGUUUCAGUGUAUCGUAUGUGAAGAUUGGUUUCAUGAACGUUGCAUAGGAAAUAUCCCCGAAGCUAUAGAAGACUUUGAUUGUUACAUUUGCCGACAUUGUACCAAAAAACAUCCUUUCCUUAUUCAAGGCAAGGACAAAAGAUUUAGUAUAGGGUUGUCCAAGGGAAAUGAAGCCAUCACAACGUGGGUACUGCCAGAUAAAAUCAUCACUAGCAGCAAGCAGAGUACACAGGCACAGGAAAAAACUGCUGAACAUGAUGCCAGUACAGUACAAACGAAUAUGGAAGGUGCUGAUGAUAUGUCUUUGCCUGAAGCCGAGUCAAAGCAAACCAUCAAUGUAGGAAAAGAAGCAUCACAAGAAGAUACAAACGAAAUGUCUGUCAAGGUUGGAGAAAAGAGAAAACUUGAUGACACGUCUUCAUCUGUUCAGACUAAGCGCUUGAAAGGAAACGGUUGCGCAAAUGUUGAUUUGAGCAGCUUACCUGAGAAUGAUAACGUCGAGAUAUUCCUCCAAGAGACUUGGAGGGAAGGCUUAUGCAGAUGUGAAGAGUGCUUGAAACAAUACAAAGAAAACAAUUUAGAGUUUUUGCUAGCUGAAGAGCAAAUCUAUGAGCCAGAAGAAGAUGAAGAUGCUGGAAAAUCCUUGCUAGAGAUUGGCAUGGAACAACUUCAACGCAUAGACAGAGUUAAAGUGCUUGAGAGCUUAAUGGCUUAUAAAGACUUGGCUGCUGAUUUAAAAAACUAUUUUGCAUCUUUCAAAGACUCUGGAAAAGUAGUAACAAAAGAAGAUAUCGAUGAGUUCUUUUCUGCAAAACUACGCGAAAGAAACAAUGAUUAGUACUUUUUUUUUUUUUAUUAUUAUGACAGACUAAUCAAGCAUACCCGUACAUCAAUCAGUAAAAAAAGAACACAUCCAUAAAAAACAUAUAGCAUAAUCAUAAAAAAAAGCAUAAAAUAUAAAAUAAAUAAACACUUGCCGCAUUCAAAUUACAUACAACCAUUUAAAAAGAAGCAAAAUAGGAGCUCACAUUUGAAGUAGUUCAUUCAUUGUCUGAUCAAAUAAUGACGAUUGGGCAUGGUGUCUUCUGGUGAUAAAUGACAGACGCAUCUCUCCAGGUGUACUAUCAAUUAAUAGCUAUUUAAUCCCUCCAAAAUAAAGUAUGUGUAUGUUUUAUGGUAGCCGCCUUAUUUGUGGACUGAUAAAGUAAAUAUACCACAGAAUCAUUCAUACGAAAUCGCGUCAAAAA